This is a messenger RNA of Adineta steineri, 792 nucleotides long. The record is from the annotation of a GenBank genome assembly. NCBI's taxonomy places the organism in Eukaryota, Metazoa, Rotifera, Eurotatoria, Adinetida, Adinetidae.
AUGGGUCGUCUUACUCCUGAAGUAAUUGAAGCAGCUGCGCAGUAUCUUAAUCCUGUAGGUCAAUAUGAAUUAAGUUUACGAGAUUUAAAGAUUCCAGUUAUUGAAAAUUUAGGUGCUACUUUAAAUCAAUUUGAUACAAUCGAUUUUACAAAUAAUGAUCUACGUAAACUUGAUGGUUUUCCAUUUUUACCAAAAUUAAAAACACUCUAUCUUGCUAAUAAUCGUAUAGCACGUAUUGCUGACAAUCUACAAGAAUAUAUACCAAAUUUAGAUACAUUAAUGCUUAAUAAUAAUACAUUGCAAGAAUUAUCUGAUAUUGAUCAAUUAUCAACAAUACCAAAAUUGGCUCAUGUUAGUUUUGCUCGAAAUCCGAUUGCUAUGCUUAAAGAUUAUCGUCUAUAUGUUAUUCAUCUGUUACCUAACUUACGAACACUUGAUUAUAAUCGAAUAACUCAAAAAGAACGUGAAGCUGCUAGUAAACUUUAUAAAACGAAAUCAGGUGAUAAAGCAAAUAAGAAAAAGAAAGGAACUAAUACAUUUGUACCUGGUGGAGACUUAAUUAAACAGCAACAACAACAACAACAAGCACCUCGAAUGACGAAAAAAGAUGCCGAUACUAUUAAGAAAGCUAUUUUGGAAGCUAAAUCAUUCGAAGAAGUUGAAAGAUUAAAUGCAUUAUUACAAGCUGGUCAAAUGCCUAAUUCUAAUGAACAACAUCAAAAUGGUCAUAAACCAAACAAUACACCUAUGGAACAAGAACAACAUCCAGGAAAUAAUAUGAUGGAAAUAUGA